GUAGUAUUUAGUAGUUGAAGAAGUAGUCAAUUUCUUUAGAUCUUCCUAAGAAAUAAAUAAAAAAAUAAAAAAAAUAAAAUAAUAACUGAAGAAGAUCUCUCUUUUUCUUCUCAAUAUAAAAUUCAAGAAUUUGGGUCUUGUUUUCGAAUUCUGUAGAGGAAAAAAAGAAAAAACUGUUCGUAUAAAGUGUUACAUGUACACUAACUUCACGUAUCAUCAAAUCAAAUCAAACCCACUCACUAUUAAAACUCUUUCUUCUUCUUCUUCAUCUUUUCAGAAAUAAAAAACUCGAUCUUUAAAUCACUUUCAGUUUUACAGUUUGGGAUAUUAUUUCUCUGGGUUCUUGCCAAUUGCCAUGCAUGUGUUAAAUUUUGAGAAUUUCUCAAAAUUCAUGUCUUUUCAAGUGAUUUCAGAGAUGGGUUUUGUUGGGAAAUGUCAUUCUGAUACAUUUCACUGGUUCUAAGGGGAAUUUGGGUUGUAAUUUUUGGAUCUCUGGGUUUUGUUGGGUAAUUUCUGGAUUUGGGUUUUUGAUUUUAUCUUGUCAUCUGAGUGAAAAAGAAAAAGUUGGAUUAAUUUUUGGGUUCACGGGGCAGAAGAAAUUGUUCACAAGAAAGUGUUGGAUUCUCUCAACUGUAAUUGCUGGCUUUGUCUUAAAAUCUAAGGGUAUAAAAUCCAAGUGUUGGAACAAAGGAUUGCAAGAUAUGGGUCAUUCAGCUGCAGUUUGGGAUCAAAGAGCAGCAAUUGAGGUUACAAAAGAUUGGAAUGGGAUUGAUCAGGUCGUGCUUCGAUCGCCUCGAGGAGCUUCGGCUAGGAUUAGCUUGUAUGGAGGACAAGUUACGUCGUGGAGGAAUGAUAGAGGCGAAGAGCUCUUGUUUACAAGUAGUAAGGCCAUCUUAAAGGCUCCGAAAGGAAUGCAAGGAGGAAUUCCUAUAUGUUUCCCACAGUUUGGAAGUUGUGGGUUGCUGGAGAAAAAUGGGUUCGCUAGGAAUAAAAUUUGGACCAUUGAUGACAAUCCUCCUCCUCUUCCCACCAACGACUCAACUGGUAAAGCUUUUGUUGAUUUGCUGCUUAAACCAUCCGAAGAGGAUUUGAAAAGCUGGCCUCAUAGUUUUGAGUUCCGCCUUAGGGUUUCUCUUGCCACAAACGGGGACCUCACCAUGAUUUCACGCAUUAGGAACAUCGAUUCCAAGCCAUUUAGCUUCUCAUUUGCAUAUCAUACAUAUCUCUCUGUUUCCGAUAUCAGUGAAGUAAGAAUAGAAGGUUUGGAAACACUCGACUAUCUUGAUUACCUUUGCCAGAAAGAACGCUUUACAGAACAAGGAGAUGCAAUUACAUUUGAAAAUGAGGUCGAUCGAGUUUAUCUAAGUUCUCCAAACAUAGUCGCAGUCCUUGACCAUGAAAAGAAGCGGACAUUUGUUAUACGUAAAGAAGGGCUUCCUGAUGUUGUCGUUUGGAACCCAUGGGAGAAGAAAUCAAAAACCAUGACAGAUUUUGGGGAUGAGGAGUACAAACAGAUGCUCUGUGUUGACGCUGCAGUGAUUGAGAAACCGAUCAUGUUGAAGCCAGGUGAAGAAUGGAAAGGUCGAUUAGGAAUCACUGUCGUGCCUUCCAGUUACUGCAGUGAACACGAUCCUUGUCUGAGCGGACUUUGAAACGACAAAGAAUCCACACCGAAGAAAUGGUAGUAAUAACUUUAUUUAUUCACGUUGUUAUUGCCUUGUAAUUUCUAGAGUACUUAAAAUCUGUAGAAAAGAUGGUUGUGGUAAAAAACAUGCUUUUUUGUUGUUCUUUUGGCUACAGCCAUGGAUGUGAAUGAAAAAACCUCUUGUCAAUAGAUAUUGAGAGUUGUUAAUAUAUCUCUUUUUCUUCUCGAAUCAAAAUGGUCUGAUUGUAAAACUCAACCUGCAUAAAUACAGAGGUUAUUCUAGUGUA
Papaver somniferum (opium poppy) is the source of this 1932-nucleotide messenger RNA. RefSeq names its product putative glucose-6-phosphate 1-epimerase. The transcript has 9 exons. The record is from RefSeq and is a predicted model, not a curated record. Lineage: Eukaryota; Viridiplantae; Streptophyta; Magnoliopsida; Ranunculales; Papaveraceae. Bases 702 to 1652 code for a protein of 316 amino acids. Gene Ontology annotation, molecular function: isomerase activity; carbohydrate binding. Gene Ontology annotation, biological process: carbohydrate metabolic process.